Messenger RNA from Orcinus orca (killer whale), 730 nucleotides. Its product is annotated as phospholipid scramblase 2-like. The record is from RefSeq and is a predicted model, not a curated record. Gene Ontology annotation, cellular component: plasma membrane. Gene Ontology annotation, molecular function: phospholipid scramblase activity. The transcript has 5 exons. Bases 1 to 675 code for a protein of 224 amino acids. NCBI's taxonomy places the organism in Eukaryota, Metazoa, Chordata, Mammalia, Artiodactyla, Delphinidae. Gene Ontology annotation, biological process: plasma membrane phospholipid scrambling.
AUGACGUGUAACCGAGGCAUUCACAUUCAGUUUAUAGUUGGUACAGACAGCAUGCCAGUCAUAAUAAGUUAUGAAACCAAUAACAAAGAUGAAAUUAAGAACAGCCUUGGACAGAGGAUAUACUAUGCAGCAGAGGAUACUGCUUUGUGCACCCGAUUUUGCUAUGGAUCUUAUAGGCCUUUUAUCAUGAGGAUUCAUGAUCUUAAGGGCCAAGAAGUCAUAACUCUGAAGAGACCACUAAGGUAUACCAGCUGUUGUUUUCCCUGCUGCCUGCAGGAGAUAGAAAUCUAUGCUCCUCCUGGUAUACCAAUAGGUUAUGUUACUCAGACCUGGCACCCAUAUCUGCCAAAGUUUACACUUCAAACUGAGAAUAAAAAGGAUGUUCUAAGAAUUAUAGGCCCAUAUUUUGUGUGCAACACUUGUGGAAAUGUUGAAUUUAAGGUCAAAUCACUCAAUGGUGUAUCCAACGUGGGCAGUGUUACUCAGAAGUGGAAUGGUGUGUUAUCUGCAAUGAGUGAUGCUGACCACUUUGAAGUUCACUUCCCAUUAGACCUGGAUGUGAUGAUGAAAGCCAUCUUUUCUGGAGCUUGCUUCCUCAUGAUGACAAAUAUGAUGUUUCUGCCAUAUGGAAUUUCAAAUCAUCUGAAAAGGUUUGUUUCUACUACUGUUUUUUAGAUAAAACAUUAUUCAGUUAAUAUGGUAGCAACUGGGGGGGUGCCUUCAAGAUGGC